AUGGAUAACCAGCGAGGGCAGUACAACAUUCCUCCACCACCGCCGCUCAACCAGAACCCGGCGAAUCUGUCUCACCUACCUCCGCCGCCGCCGCGCUUCAAUCAACAACAGAGUUCCUCCACCCUUCCUCCGCCGCCUCCCGGGCCGCAUCCGUCGUCACUUCCUCCCGGCACCGUCUAUGGCCUGAAUUGGGGCCAGCAAGGUUGGGCUCGCCCCGGCCAGACGCUUCCUCCACCUCCGCCGCUGAGUCAAAAUGCAUCAUACAAUGCCAGUAGACAGCCUGGAAUGAAUAUACCUCCCCCGCCUCCGCAAUAUAAUGAUAAGCCCGUCUUGUCAGCAACAUUCAUACCCACCGGCGACUCAUUUGGACCUGGCGUCGGCAUCCCACCCUUGGACGACUUCUCGACCUUCUCGCGCUACGACCAACCUUUCACAGCUGAGCCUUCUCGCAAUUCAGGCGAACCGCGGUACUCGGAUGGCACGUAUAACCCGCACAGCUACAGCUACCCGAAUCCAUCCCAGCCCAACCCCGACAUUGCGAACCGAGAGAAUCGCGCCGCUUCCGCUUCCUCCAAGGCGCCACCAGUGUAUCCAAACGCGAAGCGCGACUUCUCUGAACCGGUCUCCCCUGGUCCCCCAACGGCCACUCUGAUCAACCCCCAAUUGGAAAAUGCCAAGGAGUCUGGCACGCGAGCACGAGCUCAGAGUGCAGCCGUGUCCUUGAGUGCCACCAGUGCGCUGGCCGCGCAGUGGCCGCUCGACAAAGUGCUAUCUUGGCUGGCUGCCAACAACUUUUCGACUGACUGGCAGGAGACUUUCAGGCAGUUGAAGUUGGAUGGCGCGGAUUUCUUGGACUUGGGCAAAGGCGCCAACGGGCGAGGCAAUCUCGGGAUGAUGCAUUCUAAGGUCUACCCGCAGUUGGCCAGAGUGUGCUCGGGAAACAAAACGGGUAACAAGACUGGUUGGGAUCAGUCCCGGGAGCGCGAGGAGGGUAAAAGACUCAGAAAGCUGAUCUCGAGGCUGGGUGACGAUGGACCUCCAAGCGCCGGUUCAGGCCAUCGCAGACGUGAAUCUGGUGUGCUGGGAAGUGCGUCUACCGAGGGCACUCUUGAAGGGUCGCCCCAUCUCGGACAGAGUGAGUUUGCGACGGCCAGCCCGGUGGGUAUUGGCCCGUUUGGCCCACGAGGCUCGCAAGGCAGAAGCAGCACCCUUCCAGUCAUGCCCAGGGGACCGAGCUCGUCCUCUACGCCUGUCGACAACCGUGGAGAAUACACUCGCAACAUCCUGGGCAACGUUGGUCGUGGCCGCCAUAGCCCGCACCUAUCUGGUGACGGCUCAACUGGACUACCUGCUCCAAAAGUCGAUGCGAGCCCCAGCAGCAGUCCUGGACUUGGACACGCCGUACCAACGAGCUCGGCGGAUGGUCGGCGCCCGCAACAUUCCAAGACCAACAGCACUGAUUCGAUGCAAAAAGCCGCUAACUACCAUAGAGGCAACCUGAAUUUCCCGUCAUCGAGUGUCUCCGACAAUGCAGUUCCCACAGAGCGUUUCUACGAACAGCAGAACCGAAGGGAUGCCCUAGAAUCUCACAGACCUUCUAUGCUUGACACCAGCCGGACCUACAGCAACGAGCAGGUGCCAGUCAGUGCCAAAGAAGGCGGCAAGGGCUUUCUGAGCAAAUUCAUGAGGAAGAACCGCCAUGACCAUGGAAGUGAUGUUGAUCAUCCUCUAGAAUCGCCUACGAGUCCAGGAUUGAGGUCUAUCUUCUCAAAGCCCACCGCGAACAACAGUGAUUCAGCGCUUGCCCAACGGCCCAUGUCAACUACGGCUGUCGAAGGCCACAUCGCCAGCGGUCGCGAGAGAAGGUAUACUAGGACAAACCGGAAGUACAUGCUCGUGACCCCUGAUCGGUGGAAUUACCGCCUCAUCGACGUCACGGCCGUUUCGACUGCAGAAGCGCUAAAGAAACUCAUUUGUGAGGAGCUCGGCCUCCUGGGCGAGACCGUCACGUUUUACUUUACCCUUCCUGGUCAACAAGAGCACGAACACGCCCUGUCGGACGAUGUCAUGAGAAACGCCCUCGGGCGCGCAGAUAACGACGCGGCUAUCAGAAUAUUUGUCGCUUCUGCCGCCUAUCCUGCCUCACCGAGCAACACUAAUGGUCUGUCAAUGUCUUUCUCGCAAAGAGCGUCAGGAGGUGCAACGAUGCUCAAAUCGACUUCCGCCUCCGGUCUGCCGAGUCCGUCUCAUACGUAUCAUCGCACGCCGAGUCCGGACUCUUUGCGAAGGGCGCAGGACGAAUAUCGCAAGCAGACCGAGGCUAAGCAGAGAGCCUACCUUCUGCAACGCAUGGACAGGAAGGAGCAGUCCAAGGGCAAUGUCAUUGACUUUGAUAGCCCUCGUGUCUCGCCGUUUGAGGAGAAGAAGGCUGACGGUCUCAUGCCUGUUCGGAAGCCACCUACCGCGCCGACCGAAUCGAGCACUCUGACGAAAGUCAAUUCUUUGCGCAUGGCUAGAGGAGGAUCUGGUACCAGAAGCUCGUUGGAGGCGCUCAAGCGCAUCUCGGAUCCUAUCGUAGAGGAGCGUGCCAUGAAAGAGGGCAAGCCCUCGUCCGGUGGCGGCAUCGGUGCUGCGUUGGCCAAUGCUGGUAGAGUGGCUGGAUCACCAGCGAUGUUCAAAGGCGACGAUGAGGAGAUUGGGCCAGGCUUUGCUCCGAAGUUCAGGCUACAGCCUGCCCCAAGGCGACAGCAGACGUACGGUCCUUCGCCUGAGAUCAGUCCCGCCACUGAUACAUUCAAACGCCCCACUCUACAGACGAGGAAGUCGUAUGGACCGGACUUCGAGUUUCAGGAGACGAACGUUACAUUCGCUCCGUCGCCACAUCCGACUAUGGGCGAUGGAGAAGACGACGACGACGACUCGGAUGAUGGUCUUUUCGCUAUUCCUUUGACGAACAAGUCCCUCCCUAAAGGAGGCGAGAAGCCAACUCUUACCUUGGACACAGAUCAAACGCGUGCCCACAAGCCAAAAGUUGCCUUUAAGACUCCCAAUUCAUCGGGUGGUGUGUCUCUGGGACGUAAUUCCAAUGAGGGCAGCGCACAUCCAAGUGAAGGUAUGGACCGAAGCUACUCAGACGGAAGCUUCCCCGGCUCCGCGUCGGCGUCGGCAUCCGCCUCGUCACCGGGUGGUGGGCUCGGACGUCGGAACUCGUUCCUUCAUAGUGAUAUCUGGGCCAGCCGUCCGACGGUGGAGAAUGUCGUUGAGAAUCUCGACGAGUUCUUCCCUGGUGUCGAUCUGGAUAAGCCUUUCAUGGAGGAGCCAGGAAAAACUCCGACACCGUCAGAAAAGGAUCCUGGUUCGCUGCGCUCACGCAUGACUUUUGGUACUCAAGGAUUGAACCUUGAGAUGAAACAGCGCAGUGAGUCCGAUACAUUGGGGUCAGACGAGUCUACGCUCAAAGCCAGAGAUCAGACUGCUGUGGCCAGCAUCGCUCAACGUCAAAUGGGCAAAUCUGGUGGACUCUCACGCAUGAAGUCGAUUCGAGAGGUUGCACAGCACCGCAACGUUGACUUGCCCGGGCCUCAGCGCGCACCGUCUGUCGUGCGACCCGGUCCAGCCGUUGAGCAGAAUCAAGCUUCUGGUCUCCAGCGUCGCAAGUCAACGAAACUGUGGGGAGCGAACAUUGUGCAGAUCAAACCCAAGGCCGGGAACCGUCUCAGCACGCUGGAUACGAUCCCGCAGGAGGAGGUCCCCAAGGAGGAUGCGCCGAAGCGGUCCACGACCUUCAAGAUCCUGCGCGGUCAACUUAUCGGCAAGGGGACCUACGGCCGUGUCUACCUCGGCAUGAACGCCACCACCGGCGACUUUUUGGCCGUCAAGCAAGUCGAAGUCAACCAGAAGACGGCGGGCCAAGACAAAGACCGCAUCAAGGAGAUGGUGGCGGCGCUCGACCUGGAGAUCGACACGAUGAAGGAUCUCGAACACCCCAACAUCGUGCAGUACCUGGGCUGCGACCGGCGCGAGUUUUCCAUCUCCAUCUACCUCGAGUACAUCUCGGGCGGGUCGGUGGGCAGCUGUCUGCGCAAACACGGCAAGUUCGAGGAAGGCGUGGUGCGCUCCCUCACGCGGCAGACGCUCGAGGGCCUCGCGUACCUGCACCAAGAGGGGAUCUUGCACCGCGACCUCAAGGCCGACAAUAUCCUGCUGGACACGGACGGGACCUGCAAGAUCUCCGACUUUGGCAUCUCCAAGAAGUCGGAUAAUAUCUACGGCAACGACGUCACCAACAGCAUGCAAGGCUCCGUGUUUUGGAUGGCCCCCGAGGUCGUGAGGUCCAGGGGUUUGGGCUACAGCGCCAAAAUCGACAUCUGGUCCCUCGGCUGCGUCGUGCUCGAGAUGUUUGCCGGGAAGAGGCCGUGGAGUCGCGAGGAGGCGAUUGGCGCGAUCUUCAAGUUGGGGAAUCUGAAUCAGGCGCCACCGAUUCCCGAGGAUGUGCAGCAGACGGCGUCGGUUGAGGGUUUGGCGUUUAUGUAUGCCUGUUUUGAGAUUAAACCGGAAGACCGCCCCACGGCCGCGACGCUGCUGAGGGAAAGCGACUUUUGCGUCCCCGACUUGAACUAUGACUUUAUGAACACGGAGCUGGCGGCCAAGUUGAGGAGUAGUGGGUUGGUGUCGUUGGGUGAGUGA
Messenger RNA from Cyphellophora europaea CBS 101466, 4686 nucleotides. RefSeq lists its product as uncharacterized. Gene Ontology annotation, molecular function: protein kinase activity; ATP binding. The coding region runs from base 1 to 4686 and encodes 1561 amino acids. NCBI's taxonomy places the organism in Eukaryota, Fungi, Ascomycota, Eurotiomycetes, Chaetothyriales, Cyphellophoraceae. Gene Ontology annotation, biological process: protein phosphorylation. The transcript is spliced from 2 exons. The record is from RefSeq and is a predicted model, not a curated record.